AGCUGCCCUGGGCUCUCUGUCGGGCCUCUGGACCUGGAGCUGUGUUUUACAUCAGAGCAUAUCGACCAAAUGGAAUUUUAGUGUUUUGCUGCUGUUUUGAUCGUUUCAUCCAGUCUUCGUCAGAUCUGCCAGGCGAGAUGGGGGCUGGAGCUCUCGCCAUCUGUCAAAGUAAAACAGCGGUGCGGCUGAAAGAAGACAUGAAAAGGAUGGUGGCGGUGCCACUACACGCGCAGAGCAGUCCCACCUACACCAAGCUGUUCGGAGUCAGUCUCCAGGACCUCCACCGGCAGGGGCUGACCGAGAACGGUGUUCCAGCGAUCGUGGGGAGCAUAGUGGAGUACCUGACCGCGCACGGACUCACCCAGGAAGGCCUUUUCCGGGUGAAUGGCAACGUCAAGGUGGUGGAACAGCUUCGAUGGAAGUUUGAGAGCGGGGUGCCCGUGGAGCUAGGGCGAGAUGGGGACGUGUGUGCGGCGGCCAGCCUGUUGAAGCUCUUCCUGAGGGAGCUGCCCGAGAGUGUGAUCACCUCCACGCUGCAGCCUCGCUUCCUUCAGCUCUUACAGGAUGAGAGAAAUGAUGCUGAAGAGAGUAAUUUAAGAGCCUUAAUAGAAGAGCUGCCAGAUACCCACUACUGCCUUCUCAAGUACCUUUGCCAGUUCUUGAGUAAAGUAGCCAAGCACCAUGUGCAGAACCGCAUGAAUGUUCACAAUCUUGCCACUGUAUUUGGGCCAAAUUGCUUUCAUGUGCCACCUGGGCUUGAAGGUGUGAAAGAACAAGAUCUCUGCAACAAGAUAAUGGCUAAAAUACUAGAAAAUUAUAAUACCCUGUUUGAAGUAGAGUAUAUGGAAAAUGAUAACCAGAGGUGUGAAAACCUGGCAAGGCUUAUCGUAGUAAAAGAGGCCAAUUGUAAGAACAUCCUUCUAACAAAAGAUUUCGAAAGAGAUGCACAAAAGCCAUCUCCAAAAACCAAGAUGAAGGACUUCCCUAUAGCUCAGACGGCAAAAAAAUCUGCCUGCAAUGCAGGAUACCUGGGUUUGACCCCUGGAUCAGAAAAAACUUCUGGAGAAGGGAAUGGCAAUCCACUCCAGUAUUCUUGCCUGGAGAAUCCUAUGGACAGAGGAAACUGGCGGGCAGUUGGUGGGAUCAAAAAGAGUCAGAUACGAAUCCGCAAAUCCAGUAGUGAGGGAUCUAUUUGGACCCACGGGGUACCACACCCAGAGCUGUCUGAGGGCGUUCCUCAGGCCAGCCUGCAGCUGAGUCGGAGAAAAUCCUGCUGGGAUGACAUGAGUUCAGCGGAGGACGCUAAUGCUGCCAAGUUGCUGUCCAGCCUGUGCCUGCCUGUGAUCAAACACAUCUUGAAGGCAAGGAACAGUUCGCAGGAAGAUGAAAGACCUAUGUCACCUUUCUAUUUGAGCAGUGCCCACGUAUCCCAAGUCAGCAGUGUGUCAACAACUGGAGAACUCUUAGAAAGAACCAUCCGGUCAGCUGUAGAACAACAUCUUUUUGAUGUUAAUAGCUCUGGAGGCCAAAGUUCAGAGGACUCGGAAUCUGGGGCAUCAUCAUCUUCCUCCACAUCCACCAAACAGCGACGACGCCAGGCUAAGGAGCAGGAUGAAGUUCGACACAGCAGAGAUGUGGGACUUCUCAACAAAGAAAAUAUUCCUUCUGGCUUCAGCAGUCUUGAUGAAUGUAUGUUGAAUGCUUGUGAAGUGGAAAAAUCAUAUGAAAAUACUUCUGGUUAUAUUGGAGAAAGGGGUAAACCUAAACGUCAGAAAUCCAGUUCCAAACUUUCUGAGCUCAAUGAAAAUCAAGAUGGUCUUGUGAACAUGGAAAACCUCAGUCCCACACCAUCUCAUGAGAGGACUGGAUCUGAUCAUGUUGAACUGAUGUCGGAUGGAAGCAAGGAAAAUGAAAAGGAUGGCAGACAGACCCAGCAUUUUGAGAACCCCACAAUGAAGAUCCAGGAGCAUCCCAGCCUGCCUGACAGCAAGCUGCAGAGGACUCCGGAUGCUGAUGACCAGCAGGAGAGCUUUGUGUCCGAAGUGCCUGAGCUGGACCUGGCUGCACUGUGUGACCAGAAGAGCUGGGAAGAGCCUAUCCCUGCCUUCUCCUCGUGGCAACAGGAGAGCGUGGACGCUGACGAAGCGCGCCUCUCCCCGCAGGCCGGGCGCCUGAUUCGGCAGCUGCUGGAGGAGGACAGCGACCCCAUGCUGUCCCCCCGCUUCUACGCUUACGGGCAGAGCCGGCAGUACCUGGACGACACGGAAGUGCCUCCUUCUCCCCCCAAUUCCCACCCUUUCAUGAGGCGCCGCAGCUCCUCUCUGGGCUCCUACGAAGAUGAGCAAGAGGACCUGACUCCUGCCCAGCUCACUCGAAGGAUUCAGAGCCUUAAGAAGAAGAUCCGGAAAUUUGAAGACAGAUUUGAAGAAGAGCGGAAGUACAGACCUUCCCACAGCGACAAAGCAGCCAACCCAGAGGUUCUGAAAUGGACAAACGACCUUGCCAAAUUCCGGAAACAACUUAAAGAGUCCAAACUGAAGAUAUCAGAGGAGGACCUACCCCCCAGGAUGCGGCAGCGAAGCAACACACUCCCCAAGAGUUUCGGCUCCCAACUUGAAAAAGAAGAUGAGAAAAAGCAAGAGCUGGUGGAUAAAGCCAUAAAGCCUAGCGUAGAGGCCACGCUGGAAUCCAUCCAGAGGAAGCUCCAGGAGAAGCGGGCAGAGACCAGCCGUCCGGAAGACAUUAAGGAUAUGACCAAAGACCAGAUUGCUAAUGAGAAAGUGGCCCUGCAGAAGGCUCUGUUAUAUUAUGAAAGCAUUCACGGCCGGCCGGUGAGCAAGAAUGAACGUCAGGUUAUGAAGCCGCUGUACGACAGGUACCGCCUGGUCAAACAGAUCCUAUCCCGAGCCAGCACCAUCCCCAUCAUUGGUUCCCCCUCCAGCAAGCGGAGAAGCCCUUUGCUGCAGCCAAUUAUCGAGGGCGAAACUGCUUCCUUCUUCAAGGAGAUAAAGGAAGAAGAGGAGGGUUCAGAAGACGAUAACUACACGAAGCCAGACUUCAUGGUCACCCUGAAAACCGAUUUCAGCGCACGUUGCUUUCUGGACCAGUUUGAAGAUGACGCUGAUGGUUUUAUUUCCCCAAUGGAUGAUAAAAUACCAUCAAAAUGCAGCCAGGACACCGGACUUUCAAAUCUCCAUGCUGCUUCAAUACCAGAACUCUUGGAACACCUUCAGGAAAUGAGAGAAGAAAAGAAAAGAAUUCGAAAGAAACUUCGUGAUUUUGAAGACAAUUUUUUCAGGCAAAAUGGAAGAAAUGUCCAGAAGGAAGACCGCACUCCAAUGGCCGAAGAAUACACCGAGUAUAAGCACAUUAAGGCAAAACUGAGGCUCUUGGAGGUGCUCAUCAGCAAGAGAGACACUGAUUCCAAGUCCAUGUGAGGAGUCAGCCCCAUCCGAGCAAAGGGGUGGGGGGAACGCAGAGGGAAUGUCCCCCCUCCCCCCACCUCUCCUGGUAAAUAGCAGCUGGGCAGAAACUGGAAGGCAGCCUUGGAGCUGGACCUGCGCCCUCCUGCCUGCAGGCCCUGGGGGUCAGCCCGUUUCCAUUGCCUGCUUAGAAACCAUCUAGGUGGAAGGAGGCCACCUACCCCCACGCCAAAAUUUUGCAAGGGAAAAAUCAAGAUCUCUGCACACUCGUGUGCACCCAGACACACACAUACACUGCAGUGGAAGCUUGCUGACACUGGCAGCGAUGAAUCACUACAUGAAGACGCACUCAUCUACAGAGGAUGUACACUGUUCUUCCUUGGAUAACUGAGAAACAGCAUUCUCUGUCUAACUGUGACAAUAACAAGCUCAGGACUUCCUCUGGAGAGCAAACUUGCUGUGCACAUUCGUGUUCUCUGUGGAUCUCAUCCAGUGGGAGCCUGCAUCAGAGCCCUGUUUGCUGCCUCGGCCAUUCUUGUGACCUUUCCACGGAGCCACGCCUCUCCCCACUUGUGUGAAUUGCUUCUCCUUCAGCUCUCGGGUAGAUGGAAGCUGCACCUGCCUGGGAUAGCAGUGCAGUCCUCUAUCUGAUGUUGUAUUUCUUCAAGACAUCCUCAGAUGAUAGAGAACUGCUCCCUGACUGGGGCUGGACCAUCAGCAGAGGACAGAUGGGAUAGAGAAGUAGCUAAUAUCCGUGCUGAUUUUUCAGUUAGGCAGCAGUGAAGAGAAUUCUUUCCUGAACGUUGACUAUACUUAUCAGCUUCAGAAUUUAUCAUCAAACACUUAAGCAGGAGGAAGGCCAACAGUCUGUUUGGUUUGGUUUUGGCUCUAGCUAGACAAAAGUGUCUUGCUUGAUUCCUGGCUUAAGUGUAGGGGAUCAUGAGAGAGAAAGAGCCUGUAUUUUAAGCCUUCUGUGUACUUACCAGAGUUUAAUUUUUUUUUUUAAGUAAACCUGCACUAAAAAUCUUUUCUAACUGAAGGAUAAGUGCAGCCCUCAGAGCACAGCCCAAGGCAGAACCUAAAUCACACGUUUUCAAGAUCCUGUAUAAAGAGAAAAUAAUGGUGUGUGGCCAGUUACAAUGAUAGUUUCUUCAAAGACAGUGUCGCAGAGCUAUCUGUAUUAGACAUUUUGGAGGGACCAGGGAAUUUAAGACACCAAAUCAUCCAUCACCUCAGUAUGCUGAUGUUAUCUGGUGAUUGGUUAGUACUUUUUGACCUUCUGUGUCUGCACUAAGGAAAAUGAGUUCUGCCUGUAUAUCCUAGCCCACCUCUGUGCUCUGGGAGGUUGAGCACCAGUAUCUGCCCACCAGCCACUGGUUGCCAAGAGAAGGUGUUUGAGCAGGCUCUGCCUUUUGAAGAUUAUGGUGCAGGGUGAACAAGACAGCAGAGGGUACCAUUUUGUUUUCUUUAAUAAUAAUAACAAUGGAGAAAAGUCUUCCUGAUCAGUUGUCACUUUCCAAGGUGGGUUCUUGAGAAACUGGUCAGAUUAGGUUUGUAGCAGCAUUUUCCAUUUGAGGUAGUGGCUCUCUGUUGGUUAAAAAUUGUUCAAGUUAGGAGUAGGGGGAAGAUAGCUUUAAGUUUGCUCUUUAAUCAUCUAGAAGCACGAGCUGUAUGUUGAAAGCACCCUGGUUUAAUCCACACACUUAAAGACGGUACAUAAUCCUACAAUAUAGUUAGUUUGGUAUUCUCUGCUCUACUGUUUACGUUGCAGAUUGCUAUGAUUUCAAGGAGUUAUAUUAUAAAUGAAAUGAUGCACUUUAGGAUGUUUUCUAUUUUUGAAAUCUGAACAUGAAUCAUUCACAUGACCAAAAAUUGUAUUUUUUAAAAGAAGUACAUGUCUAGUUUGUCCUUUUUAAGUAAUUACUCUCUCAAAUAAGCUAUAAUAUAAAUCACAUCAUUACCAGUUAACUUUCAAAGCACAUCUGUCUAAGUAUUGUUUUGAAAAUACUAAUAUGCUACAAAACUUUCAAAGAGAAAAGGCUAUAUAAAUGAGAAGUUACUAAAUGUUUUGCAAUCUGUUGUUUCUGCCAAAGGUAAAUUAAGUAAAAGAUUUAUUCAGGAAUCCCCUUUGAAAUUUGUAUGAUUGAAUAAAAGUAGACACCAAGUUAAAGUAAAAUAAAUUGUGUAUGCAA
This is a messenger RNA of Budorcas taxicolor (takin), 5614 nucleotides long. RefSeq names its product family with sequence similarity 13 member A (gene FAM13A). Lineage: Eukaryota; Metazoa; Chordata; Mammalia; Artiodactyla; Bovidae. Bases 138 to 3437 code for a protein of 1099 amino acids. Gene Ontology annotation, biological process: signal transduction. The record is from RefSeq and is a predicted model, not a curated record. The transcript has 26 exons.